Molecule: messenger RNA, 564 nt
Organism: Suillus paluster
Lineage: Eukaryota; Fungi; Basidiomycota; Agaricomycetes; Boletales; Suillaceae
Exons: 3
Coding region: 1-564 (187 amino acids)
Source: RefSeq, a predicted model, not a curated record
AUGCACUCCGCCCCCCUCAUUAACUUCACCAAGCGCAACCGAGACUUCAUUAUCACCGACCCUGACAACAUGGACAAACUAUGUCUCGUCACCUGCAGCCAGCUGAAGGUGUUCAUCAUAUACUCCUAUGCCCUUCAUAACAAGGCUCCCUCGGCUCGCCCUGCCUGCCCAUUGGGCUAUGAGUACUUUGCUUGCGCCUACAAUCAUGAAGGACUUACCACUACCACCUCUGUCAUCGACGAACAGGGCUUUGUAAAGUGCAAAGGCACAUCCAUUGAGAUGGGAGAUCUCUUGGACAACGAUGACGAAGACGUCACUUUCUCGCGCAUCUGCCACAUCCGUCCUGUCCACGUCCAUUCUACCUCAUUGCGGGACAAGAUCGAGGAGCACUGCUUGAUGAACAAGAAGAGCAAGAACUACUUCAAGAAGCAGCAGGUUAAGAUGUUUAGAAAGGGGUUCAGGAACCAAAAGAGGAACGUGCUUAGCACUGGCGCCCCCGGAGGGACCAAAGCAUCUGGCAGCGUCCAGCCACCCAUCGAGGACAAGAUGAACACCACAGGGUGA